Trichoderma atroviride IMI 206040 is the source of this 2107-nucleotide messenger RNA. RefSeq lists its product as uncharacterized. Lineage: Eukaryota; Fungi; Ascomycota; Sordariomycetes; Hypocreales; Hypocreaceae. The record is from RefSeq and is a predicted model, not a curated record.
AUGGAGAAUCCCCAUUCCACCGCGCCAAUUGAACCGGGAGACUUCAGAUUGAUUGAGUUGGUACCGAGUGCUGAGCCGGAGAUGAUCGAGUGUCGUUUACGCUCUUACUCUCUUGAUGGCAACUAUCCCGCAUAUAUCGCGCUCUCCUAUGCAUGGGGCCAAAAUGUGAGAGACAAGACAAUUAGCCUCAAUGGAACUCGGUUCUCGGUUGGUAAUAAUCUUUGGUGGUUUCUGCAUCAUAUGCGGCUGCAAAAUCAGUACGUCAAUUUCUGGAUCGACGCCAUAUGCAUUGACCAGUCGAACGUCAUGGAGCGAAACCACCAAGUGCAGAUAAUGCGGAAGAUCUACAGCAACGCCCGAUCAGUCUCGGUGUGGCUGGGCAAAGCCGAUGCUUCCUCCGACAGCGAUAUUGCAAUGGAGCAUUUGGCGACAAGAACACCUUGUGAUGCUGGAAAGUUCAACGUUGACAACUUCUGGAGCCUGCGUCAGGCCAAAGCCAUAUUGGCCUUUUGUGAAAUGAAUUACUGGCGGCGGAUGUGGAUUAUCCAAGAAAUCAUGUUUGCAAAGCAAGUCACCAUCUACUGCGGGUCCAGACAUAUUGGCUGGAAUACAUUUGAACAGCUGGUCAAGGAUCUCCAAGCAAUAUCCGAUAUAGGACGAGAGCACCACACGCCUUGUGCAUCUUUAAUUCUUGCAAGCCCAGCUAUUGUUAUUGCGAAGGCGAAGGCAGCAUGGGGUGGGAAUCUCCAACCUCUGACGACGUUGUUGCAAUUAUAUCGCGAUCACGAGGCUACAAACAUACUGGAUAAAGUAUAUGCUUUGCAUGGUCUGGCGAAGGAUAGCUCUGAAAUAGCUGUUGACUACGGUAUAACCGCCGAUGAGCUUCUCGCCAAGGUGUUGCAUCAUGCCUAUUGUACUUUGGGAUCCAGAACUGAUAUGAAUGAGGCCACAAAAUCGCUGGUCCGCUUUGGCGAAUUGAUGGCAGGGAUACUGAAUGUUGAUUGUUCGGCAAAAGAAAUCGGCCUUCGCAUCUCCAUGGCUGAACAGCAAUGCCAGGACGACGAGGCCAGAUCCGUCGAAGCUUUGCAUUACAAAUCUGCCGACAUGGUCGAGUAUGCAAAAGACGAUUCUGCAGCAUCAACCGAGCCACGGCAGAACGUGGAUUACUUAUCGCAAGACUGGAAAAAGGAAGAUAUCUGGUUGUCGUGGAGAUACAUUACUUCCAACAGAGACCAACUUGGUAACAGCGCGAGAUUGGAAAAUGCGUCUUGGAGAAAUUGGAUGAAGGUGAAGAAUCAUCUCAAGACUAUAUCGCCAGAUGAGCUGAACUGGCUCAAAGAUUGCGACACCACUUGGCUCUAUGGGCCUCUACCGUGCUGUCCCAAGGCUGCAAACCUAUCCGGCACUGAAGGUUCAGGUGUGGCUCUGUUUAAAACAGAUUCUAACGGAAACAAGAAGCCAAUUCUCAAAAAGAACAAUGUGCUUGAAUUCAUGCCUCAGGAGCUGCUGAUAUACGCACCUCCGUUGAAGCAGGCUACAGCGACAAUUCCAGCUCAAACAACCUGUGAGACUUUGGAGCAUGGAGAAGACAAUGUUGCCAACUCUGUAUCUGCCCAGAGAGAUAACCAAUACACCGUUUCUUUGGCAGCUUCAUCAGGCUUGUCAAAUACCACUUCUACCUCUCCCUCCCGUGAACAGAAGCAUAUUCACUUCAAUGAGCUAGUGGAGCAGUACAUUGCUAUCGAUGUAAUGGGUGAUUACGAGUAUGAGGAAGACUACGAUAUCUACGAUUAUGAUGGUAGUUCUAGCGAUGAUGGCAUCAUGAUGAAGCCAAUCCGACCCAAGAAACGUGUUAGUUGGUAUAAGAAAGAGAGCCGGAAGCCUGCUAAUAUAGAUGGCAAAAUUAUUACCAAACUACCACCCAGCUAUCUCAAGUAUCGAGCGCACACUCCGGAAAUCGCCAUCGAUGCUGCCAAUAGAGUCUCCCUGGGAGACUUCUUCCUCGCGCUUAGGCCGCCGCCUUUUAAACAUCGUAAUUCUAAAUGGAUUUAACAGAAAAUCAUUGUACAAUAUUAUAUGACUACAUAGUAAAUGUUCGGUUUUUUAU